AUGAGGGCGGAUAGGGACGACGUGGCUCCCGUGGCGCCCGCUGAAAGGAGUGAUUUGGUCGUGUGCUCCCUACACCACAGCCGUCGCUUGGCAAAGUUUUGUCUUCGUAAACCAGUGUACAAUGCUGACCGUGUUAUGGUGGGCUACACUUACCAGUGCAGGGAAGGAAUGCAGUGUACAAGCUCAGUGCCUAGGAGCUCUGCCUUCAGUCAGCGUCAGAAUAGUUUAGCUGUUGAGGGUCGGAGUGACUCUUCCCUACAAGUGGAGAUGACGACAGGGGCACCAACGAACACAAGAACAACAGCGGCAGACACUGCUACAACACCCGAUGGAGAUGCUCUUCAACAGCAGCAGCAGCCGAGGACUACGGCUGCGCGAGGCCCCAAUCGGUACUACGAUCUCACCAGUCAACGCGGCACAGGUGCAGCAGGGACGAAGAAGGUGUGCUGGAACUGCGGUAUGGAGGGACACGAAAAACCAGAAUGCCCCAAUGCACUAUGUAAAGUAUGCCACACCACACGCAGCCAUCAUCAUCUCUGCCAGGAGCCGCGUUCUUCGCCCUUUGUGAUCUUGUCCCCAGCUCUUCCUUUAUCGGAAGAUAUGACGUCUGUGCAGUGCGUUUCGUGCCUUUCAAUGGGCCAUUUUGACUGCUCUACUGUGACAGGAUCACUAACCACUUCUUGUUGCUUCUGCGGAGAGAUGGGGCACAACGCGUAUGACUGCCGCAGACGAAAAGACCAUGCGCCGGACCCUUGGGUAAACCGAAUGCUGCAUUCUGAGCGUGGUCCUACCUACGGGAGACACUACAAUACUCAUGCCGGAGUGCCUUCAUACCCCGCAGCUGGAAGUGUUUCUAUCGGUUAUGAUCAACCCUGUGCAAGGAGAGGAAAUAGCGACGUGACACGUGGUGACUAUCGUCACACCCGCACAAGGGAGAAUGAUGGCUACGGAGUGGGCAGCAGUCCCAGUGGGUACUACGCGACGAACUCCCGCAGUUACACUGAUAGGGAGCCAUACCAAACGUAUAACAGAAACAAGCAUGAUAAUACAUACAACGCGGAGGCGGAUCGUUACUUGAGGCGCAGAGAUAAGCGUCCUCGUCGGGAUGGUGAAGAAAUGCCAUAUCACCAAUACAGAGGGUAUUCUAAUCAAUACCGCAACGGUCACGCCUGGGAGGCGGAGGGAAACCGCAGGGGUGGUGAGAGACAGCGGAUGCCACAAUUACGUCACCAGCAGGAGCAGCAGCACCAGCAGCAGCAGCAGCGCCCACCGCAAGAACGUCGCAGAACUCCGCGGAGGAGGGAUAGUGAUGACGACUACGACAACGUGUUUUAA
Trypanosoma grayi is the source of this 1335-nucleotide messenger RNA. RefSeq names its product putative nucleic acid binding protein. The coding region runs from base 1 to 1335 and encodes 444 amino acids. The record is from RefSeq and is a predicted model, not a curated record. NCBI's taxonomy places the organism in Eukaryota, Euglenozoa, Kinetoplastea, Trypanosomatida, Trypanosomatidae. Gene Ontology annotation, molecular function: nucleic acid binding; zinc ion binding. The transcript has a single exon.